Megalopta genalis is the source of this 2656-nucleotide messenger RNA. NCBI's taxonomy places the organism in Eukaryota, Metazoa, Arthropoda, Insecta, Hymenoptera, Halictidae. The record is from RefSeq and is a predicted model, not a curated record.
CAAAACUUUUUUUUAUCACAGAAUAGCGCCUCAUGCGCCUUGGGGUUAAUCCGCCACUGCUUCUAUUCGACGGCAUUCGGAGGACAGAUGCCUCCAUUCGACGGAUAUUCAACGAGCCUAUUACGCGCGUUUGACGGAGAGUGCGAAGGAACAGUUCACUGUACUUUUUCCAUCACAUUGAAAUUUUGAGAGGCUUCGGAUUAAGGAUGGUCGAACAUUGAGGAAGAACAACACUGUUUAGAUAUGAGGCCUUGAAACUCAGCGCCGAUAGCACAACGGAUGGGUUGCAGAUUUGGCGAUGAAGGACAAGGGCUGGAACUGAAGUCAGGUUUUUCUGCGAGGACAAAAGUCGAUUCUAUUGUUCGAAUCGUUGUUACGGCGUAACAACGGCAAUACUCAUAAAGCAAUGAAACAAUUACAAAAGCAAAAGUCAAUUUACCACGAUGGCUCUAUGCAGAAAAAAUCCACGAAAACAUGAAACAAGAGCAUAUAGAAAACAUGUUAAAAGUUUGGUAAAGAGUCGCACUUGUCCAUCCGCGGUCCGCGGACGCGACACUCGCCCGGGAAAACCAAGAUUCGGUCACUUUUUCAUAGCGAAAAAUAUUAGUCAUUGAGUGCUGCGCACUUCGACCACCAAAUCAGUAUAAAAGGCGACUAAAAAAAAAUGUACGGUCUUGACUAUCAACGGACGUUGAGAUUGGUCUUGUGGCUCACAUCGAAAGUGAUCAUUUUGUGUUAUUGUAGUUUAUUACCAGUAUUAUGAAUUUUUAGUGUUAAGUGUUAUUAUUUGUGAUAUUAAUAAUUAGUGAUAUAUAAAUUGUGGCAAUUCAUAUCGUUAUUAGUAAUCAUCCUUUUUAAUCGCUCUAUUUCUGUGUACAUACACAUAUCUUUAAUAUUAAUAUUAUGGCAUCGAGAAAAAAAUAUACGUUAUUAAACAUGCAACAACGUUUGGAUGUCUUGAAGGAUCUUCGAGAAACAGGAUUGUCAUCUGCACAAAUUAGAAUGAAAUAUGCCAUUAACAUCAGAACAAUCCAACGCAUUCUAAAAGAUGCUACAAAAAUUAAUGCGUUUGCAGAUAAAAGUAAACGCGAACUUAAGCGACAGAGAAUAGUAAAGCCACAGUAUGACGAAAUAGAUAAAGAAUUAUUGUCAUGGUUCGUACAAAGAAGAACACUUGGAGUUCGUAUAACCGAUGCUGUUAUAUUAAAAAAGGCGACGGAACUAAAAGAAAAUUUGCUGUCAUGUUCGCGAUUUAAAGUAAGUAGUGGCUGGUUAGCAAAAUUUAAAAAACUUCAUGGCAUACGCUUAGUGAAGAUGUACGAAGAGAAAAGUAAUGCUGAUCAAGAAGGAGCAGAUGCUUUUGUAAAUAAUUUUAAAAAAAUAAUAGAAGAAGAAAAUGUAAAUUUGGAAAAUGUUUACAACAUGGCCGAAAGUGGACUUGUAUGGAAGGCUCUUCCGACGAAAACACUGGCUGAAGAAGAAGAAAAAAAUCUUACUGGACAUAAGACGAAAAAAGAUAGAAUUACAAUUGGCUUGUGUGCAAAUGCGUCAGGCACACAUAAGAUUAUGCCCAUUGUAAUUUACAAAUAUAAAAACCCAAGAGCUUUGAAACACGAAGUUUCAUUGCCUGUAAUUUUUAAAUCGCAGACAAAUGCAUGGAUGGAUAAAACAUUAUUUUUAGAUUGGUUUGAAAACCAUUUCAAACCAUCUGUAAAACAAUAUCAGGAGGUAAAACAAUUAUCAGGAAAAGUAAUCCUAUUGUUAGAUAAUUGUGAAGCCCAUAAAGUUUCGUUGCACGAAGAUCGAGAUUUUAAAAUUAUGUAUUUACCACCCAAUACAACGUCUAUUCUUCAACCGAUGGAUCAAGGAAUCAUAGAAAAAACAAAAAGAGUUUUCCGCCAGAAACUUCUACAACGUGUUUUGACGUAUGAUGGGGGAAUAAAUGAAUUUUAUGCCGACUACACGAUAAAAAACUGCAUUUAUAUAUUAUCCGAAUCCUGGUCGGAAAUUACGCAGGGAGAUAUUAAAAAUGUAUGGAAUAAAAUUAUUGAUCCUGCCAGUAGUUCCAUUCGAUCGAAAACAAGAGAGUUUGAACUUGAUUGGCAAAGCAUGAUAAGUGAGAUCACAGGAGAACAAUGCACCCCGGCACAUGUUACACAUUUUUUAUUAAACUGUGAGGAAGCAGAAAGAAAGGACGAAGACAUAGAAAUAAAACAAGAAGCGGCAGAACUUCAAGAAGAACCGCAAGAAAUAAUUUAUGAAGGGAGCAAUAACGAAAUUGAGAACAAUGAAUUACGUGUAAUAUUUGAGAGAUUGACAUUUUACAGUGCAAAAGCACCAGCUUGCAUACAAUGCAUGGUGCAGGGAAUAAAAAUAUUUUUCUUGGGCACGGAGAGUUAAUUAAUUAAGAAAUGUAGGAAAACCAUCAUUGUAGGUCACGAUGGUACACAAUCCCAAGGAUGAUACGCCAUGAAACAAUUCAAUAUAGUAUAUGUAUAAUUUUGCUCUUACCUAAUUAUGUAUAUCAAUGCAGCUUUUUAAUGUACAGUUUAUUAUUAAUAUGUAUAACAAUGUAUUUUACUUACAUAAUCACAGCGAUAAUGUAAUAAAGUAAAUUACCCAUUAAGUAUUAAGUAAAUAAAUGUAAUCGAAACUA